Molecule: messenger RNA, 1881 nt
Organism: Arabidopsis thaliana (thale cress)
Lineage: Eukaryota; Viridiplantae; Streptophyta; Magnoliopsida; Brassicales; Brassicaceae
Gene: MEMB11
Product: membrin 11
Exons: 4
Coding region: 149-826 (225 amino acids)
Biological process (GO): vesicle-mediated transport
Cellular component (GO): cytoplasm; Golgi apparatus; Golgi membrane
Molecular function (GO): SNAP receptor activity
Source: RefSeq, marked reviewed
CCGAUUAAAUCUCGAUCUUUUCUCGUCGUAACAUCUCCGAUUGCGAUUUAUCCUGCGGCUAAUUCCAGGACGGCGCCACAAGUCUCUCGUCUGCUCUCUCUUGCUCAGAGACGCUUCGGUAACGAGAAGUCCUGAUCUGAGAGAUACAAUGGCGUCUGGUAUCGUCGAAGGAGGCGGAUCCUUAUCGGAUGUAUAUAGUAGUGCGAAAAGGAUUCUACUCAAGGCUCGCGACGGAAUCGAGAGGUUAGAGAGGUUCGAAUCAUCUUCUAUGGAUUCUCCCGAUCUAGCCUCCUCCGUGAAACGAGAUAUUACUGAGGUCCGAUCUCUCUGCUCUAACAUGGAUACUCUCUGGCGCUCAAUUCCUGUUAAAUCUCAGCGCGAUCUCUGGAGAAGAAAGACUGAACAAGUUGGAGAAGAAGCUGAGUAUUUGAAUCUAAGUCUGGAGAAAUACAUGUCGAGGAAUCAGAGGAAGAUGUUGGAAGCUAAAGAGAGAGCGGAUUUGCUAGGUAGAGCGAGUGGAGAAGGAGCUCACAUUUUGCAGAUAUUUGAUGAGGAAGCUCAAGCUAUGAGCUCUGUGAAGAACUCAAAGAGAAUGCUUGAAGAGUCGUUUUCUAGUGGUGUUGCUAUCCUCUCCAAAUAUGCUGAACAAAGGGAUCGUUUGAAGAGUGCACAGCGUAAAGCUUUGGAUGUUCUGAACACAGUAGGGCUCUCCAAUUCGGUACUGAGGCUCAUUGAGAGGCGCAAUCGUGUUGAUACUUGGAUCAAAUAUGCCGGUAUGAUCGCAACACUUGUCAUAUUAUAUCUGUUCAUAAGAUGGACACGCUAAGCCGAAGAAAAUCAAACGGCUUAGUUGCACAGAUGGUUGUUUAUGCCCUGUUACAAGACAUUUUUGGCAUCUGAUCUUAGCUCAUCAAGUUGUGAUUGUAAAAAUAGUUUCCUUUGCAUUGAAUACAAACUAAAACUAAAGCUGAAUCAAAGUGACUUUUACUAUGUUAGGUAGUUUGGUUAUUACCAUGUCUCCUAAAUCUUAGAAAGUCCAAGAAACUCGUAAAUCCUGGAUAGAAAACUAAACCAAACCCCAAAUAAAACUAGGAGGAGAUGUGAAUCUCACUAGAGCUGGAUUUGGCAUUUAGGAAGGUGAUUGAUGAGUUUCUUGUCAUCAUUAGCCUUUUUUAGGACAGCAAUUGCUCUUCACAGGACUUGCUCAGAUAUAUGACAAGCGUAGGCUAUAUUGAUGAGAAGGGGUCUGCACCUUAACAUGUCCAACCACAACCUCGUUAUAUCUCUUAUUCUCUGAAUCCUUAAACAAGUCUUGAAAGUCUGGUUCCUCACUAUCCAGAUAAGCCUAAGCAUGGAAUUUUGAGUCAAAAGAGGUCAAAUGAGAAGAGAUGACUCCUUUCCGAAGGUAAAAGUGAUCCUGCUAAUGCAUCUACUGCCGACAUCAAUCUUUCAGCAGAGUAGACAAAGAUGAGGAGAGAAACCUCAACCCCAAGGGUCAGUGAGUAUUGUGUCUCUUCUAUGUCUGGUGAUUUGAUAUUCCAAGAUCACCUCCUGAAGGAAGAAAUUCCAAUUUCCACACAAUCAGAUCCAAGUUCUUCAUAAGUCUGUGAACGUAUGAUCACGUUGAGAACAAUCUUUCAGCAAAAGAGCUAAGCCCUAGAAGCUCCUAUUUCAGUGAAAAUAGUCUGUGAACGUAGAAAUCUUGUUGUAAUGCAAGCCUGUGGAGAAUGUCUAGAAUUAGUUGGUUUGAUACCAAUGACAAUGAGUGAGUGAUUCGUACACCUGAAAUUCAGCGUUUGUUGAAAUUUUUAAAUCGCAUAUAACAUGAUGAAUACUUUGAUAUCUAUUUUCUUUACUAUUCUCAUACAUAUACGCAUAUAG